Molecule: messenger RNA, 1172 nt
Organism: Mixia osmundae IAM 14324
Lineage: Eukaryota; Fungi; Basidiomycota; Mixiomycetes; Mixiales; Mixiaceae
Exons: 4
Coding region: 74-1003 (309 amino acids)
Cellular component (GO): growing cell tip; plasma membrane; cell division site
Source: RefSeq, a predicted model, not a curated record
CGACGGCCAAUCAAAGACAGAAGUCGUCGACACAUCCAGGCGAAGGCAGAGGGCUCGACGGUCACCGACAGACAUGGGUGUCGGCAAUGCGGUCAACAGAGUCAUCGCCGUCGCCUUCUUGACGGCAUCGGCUGUCAUGUUCCUCAUCAUCUGUAUAUCUACCCCGGUCUUCAAGCAAUUCACCUUUCUCUCCACCACCCUCGGUGAUGGCACCCUCGUCAGAGCUGGCAUAUGGGGAUACUGUGUCCGCAACCCUCAGGGCGUCGAGAGCUGCCCGCAUUCAUCGGUCGGCUACGUGUUGAAUGCCGCCGGACUGCCAGGAUAUACUGGCAGCGGACCUGCAACGACUGUCAUCGUGGGCAAGCCGCUAUCGACUGCUCUCAUUCUUUACGUCCUGACGUUCGGUCAGAACCUGCUGGCACUUCAGGCUGCCUUUCUGCCCUUCCGAUUGGUCACCAUCAUCGCCCUCGUCCUGAUCUUCAUGCUCUUCGGCAUCGGCGCCAUCUCACUGCUUAUCAGCUUCAUCGUCUACUCACAAGCCAACAGUCGGAUGUACCAGCAGUUCCCCAAUGGCACAGUCUCCUCCCGGCUGGGCAACUGCAACUGGCUUGGACUGGCCGCAGUGUGUUGCACCAUCUUGGCUUUCAUCUUCCUGCUCAUCGCCAUGCCUGCCAAGGAACGGCCGAGAGACGAGAAGCACUACACUUGGGACGACAUGUCUGUGCACGACGACAACUCUGUCGUCGACGAAGGCCGUUCUUCGAAGCGGUCCAGAGGGUACGGCACGAGUGGCUACGGCAGCCGAUCUGGCCGAUCUGGCACAUCCUAUUCCAGUCGAACACGCUCGGAACGGUCCAGCCGAUCUGGCACAGGCGCAGGUAGCCGAUCCUACAACACUCGAUCGCGCGAUGGCACUGGCUCUGAGGCAUACGAGGACGAGCACGAGAUGCACGACCGGAGGACCAACUCGAGCGAGUCGUCCGUCGUGUCGAGAUAUGAUUGAGUCAAUCUCGCCAGGAAAGCCAGCUCGGACACUCAUACAGAGACCGCGCUCCUAACUUAUUCGCCUCUUUCGCACCUGUCAUGAUCGCUCGUUAGGCGAUUGGAUGUACACUCCUCGAUUGCAUGUACUCAGUACUGUUGCGUUUGAUUCCCAGACUGAUCACCUCGGA